AUUGAAUUUCCACUCUUUUAGUAUCUGCAAGCCAACCGCAGAAAUGUUUAUGAGAGAGCCGGCGACGUCAUUUCCUUUUGCGCGAUGGAUAUCCUGUUAUCCCGUUCUAGCAACUCAACAUCGCCACUUCGAAAACAUAUUUGACCGAAAUGGUGUCCCCAGAUAUCUGUGACCAAUUCGUCGUGACUUCAAUCCACCAAUCCCGAGACUCUAUUCCCAGUUGCUUGUCAGACUAAAACAAGAAACAUGCCUAACACAACAAGAAAGAUUGUCUGUUUCUCAGGUACGCAAGCCCCAGCAGUUCAGCACAAGCUUUGGUCCCUGUCGAUCUUAUACCUGUGUUUUUCUAUUGUGACAACGAUAGGAUCGCUGAUUGGCUGCUAAUUCUGUGCUAUUCCCAGACUUUGAUGGCACCAUAUUUAUGCAAGACACUGGCCAUAUUCUCUUCGACAAUCUGGGAUGCGGCACGAAGCGCCGCCAAAUGCUGGAUGAGCAGAUCAAAACCGGCGAGCGGUCAUUCCGUGAUGUGUCCGAGGAAAUGUGGGGAUCUCUGCGAAUCCCCUUUGAAGACGGGUUUGAGGUUAUGGAACAGGAACUCGAAAUCGACCCUGGAUUCCAGGAAUUUCACAAGUUCUGCAUUGCCAACGGCAUCGAUUUCAACGUGAUCAGUGCAGGGCUGAAGCCCAUCUUGCGCAGAGUGCUGGACACGUUUUUGGGGGAGCAGGCUUCGUCAAUCCAGAUUGUUGCAAACGACGCCGAUAUCAAAUCGGACGGUUCGGAAUGGAAACCGAUCUGGAGACAUGACACCGAGAUGGGUCAUGACAAGGCCCUUUCGGUCCAGGAAGGUCGCGCCGAGGCCGCCAAGUACUGCAUUGAUGGCCAAAUUCCCCUGAUCGUUUUCAUCGGUGACGGUGUGUCCGAUCUUCCUGCUGCCCGUGAGGCCGAUGUCCUCUUCGCGCGCAAGGGCCUUCGCCUCGAGGAGUAUUGCAAGGAAAACAACAUUUCGUACAUUCCUUUUGAGACAUUCACCGACAUCAAGCGGGAGAUGGGGUCGAUCAUGGAAGAAGACCAGGAAAAGACCAACGGCCAGGGAACCCCAGCUCGGUUCAACCCACGUGCCAACAUGUGGAGAAGGGUUUCCAGCCAGCAAUCCGUUCCUCAGUUCAUCGCCGCCACUCCUUCGAAGGAAGAGAAGAUGUUCCUCUGGCCGGAAAAUUUCACAGAGUACCGCCCCAGCGGAAUUCCGGAGGACGUUUACGCUUAAGGAUAUUAUGGGAACUCAACGGAGGAGAGAGGCAUUGCAUGAUGCGGGCGUCAUGGUAACAAUUCAAGAGAAAAAGAUCAGAAACAUAGAUUGGA
Messenger RNA from Aspergillus novofumigatus IBT 16806, 1359 nucleotides. RefSeq names its product putative 2,3-diketo-5-methylthio-1-phosphopentane phosphatase. The record is from RefSeq and is a predicted model, not a curated record. Bases 422 to 1264 code for a protein of 280 amino acids. The transcript has 3 exons. Lineage: Eukaryota; Fungi; Ascomycota; Eurotiomycetes; Eurotiales; Aspergillaceae.